This is a messenger RNA of Triplophysa dalaica, 1401 nucleotides long. It is a transcript of the gene ccdc34, whose product is annotated as coiled-coil domain containing 34. The transcript is spliced from 7 exons. NCBI's taxonomy places the organism in Eukaryota, Metazoa, Chordata, Actinopteri, Cypriniformes, Nemacheilidae. The coding region runs from base 112 to 1092 and encodes 326 amino acids. The record is from RefSeq and is a predicted model, not a curated record.
AGGCCGGUGGAGGCGGGGUUGUACGAAGGAAGCUGCUCGUGUAGCACAUCGAACAAAACAAAAGCGAUUAAACGGAACAUUUUACGACCACAUUUAUCUGCUGGUUUGCUGAUGAUGUCAGGUUUUGCGUCUUCUUCCUCCAAAAGUUUAACUUCCACUCCGCUCAAAUCCAAACCCAGCGCCCUGCAGCGCAGCAGAAGUGUAGAAUCCACAGGCGACUCCACCUCCUCUCUGCUGUCGCCCAUCUAUCAUGACAGCUUUGAGCUAUCAGAAGAUGAACCGGACCACGAUCAUGUUCAGCCCGCUAGUAACAACAUCACCGUCACGUCACGUGAAGAUGUUGCACCUGGAGAGGCAUCCAGUCAAACAAUUUUUUUCAGGGAUGAAUCUGGUACGACGGACAGGUCUUCCGAGGCACAGUUCACGCUGGGUGCCUGGGAGCAGUGGCUCGUGGAUAAAGCCCGGGACGAUCGCGCCAGAAAGCAACAGAAAGCUCUGGAGGAUCUCGCACUGAAGGAAAAGCAGGAACAAGAGAAAAAACAUCAGAUGAAGAAGAAAGUCGCCAGCGACGGUAAAAUUCAAGAAUGGCUGCAAAUGAAACGAGAGGAGGAAAAGAACAAAAGCAUUUCCAAGGAGUUCCAGAAAAGCAAAGAACAGCUUCAAGAGGAGAAAAGACGUGCAGGCAUUGAAAUCAAAGCCAGGGAGAAAUACAAAGAGUGGCUGAGACAAAAGAAACAGGAGGAAAUGGAGAGGAAGCUGAAAGAGAAGGAGGAAGCUGCCCGGAGAGAAAUGGAAGAGCAGGAGCGUAAAAAACAGGCGGAUGAGAGCUUUAAAGAAUGGCUGGAGGCGAUAAAAACGAAAGGAAAAGCGAGUCGACUUUGCUCGGCCGGCAACUAUAACAACGUGAAUUAUCCAUCGCCGAGCUUCGUAAACCCCAUUCCGUGGAAGCCCAUUCACAUACCACAACAUGACACAACGCCUCAGAAGAGUUUGAGAUGUAAGAAAACAUCUGGACCGCCAAAAAGCCAGUCGACCCCCUGUCUCACCUACAGACCUAAAGACACUCUCAGUUUUGCUUGCAAAAGACGGUGACAUUGGGGUCUGCUGGUCUGAGAUCAGUGUCGGACAAAAACAGGUAUUAAUGAAGUGUAUUCAAAUGAGCUUCUAGCUCCAGGAUACAAAAUCCACCUGUUAUACGGUUCAUGUUGGAUCCAACCAAAGGCUGAUUUGUAAAUCUCCAGGUUUGAUGUUUCUUGCGGAUCUCAUUCUGGUGGCAUAUUUUCACAUUCUGUAUUUGCUAUUUGUGGAUUUCACAAUAACACAUUUGUGUUAGUGAGUGUGUGAGUUUAACGUAUUGUUUUUGUACAGUUUUUCUCUUUCAAUAAAAGAUAUUUGAAGUGU